Molecule: messenger RNA, 1500 nt
Organism: Bathycoccus prasinos
Lineage: Eukaryota; Viridiplantae; Chlorophyta; Mamiellophyceae; Mamiellales; Bathycoccaceae
Exons: 1
Coding region: 1-1500 (499 amino acids)
Cellular component (GO): cytoplasm
Molecular function (GO): guanyl-nucleotide exchange factor activity
Source: RefSeq, a predicted model, not a curated record
AUGGAGGGUACUGAAGGGAGCGAGAAUGUUUCUCUGGGAAAAUACAGAAAAUCUGGCAUUCAAGCACCAGAAGUCUCUCCCAAUCCCUACGGCCGACUUCUUGUGUAUACCUGGGGAAUUGGCGGUGCUCGUGUUGCACGUCCUUCGAACCCAAGCGCAACUCCUCCAAAUAUCGUAGAAAUUCCUUCAAAAUUUUCGUCACAAGAUAUUAUACAUAUAUCUUUUUCGGGUCACUCAGCUUUCUUACUUCGUUCAGGUGAACUUCUAACUGCAGGAAGAAAUGAUAGCGCUGGUGGGGGUGGCAGGGGUUCUCCACCAAUUGAUGACUCUGGACAACUCGGCCGUGAUGGAGACAUAAACAGUGCUCUUCCUGUUACCUUGCCAGAUAACGCUAAAGUUACAGCGACAUCUUGUGGUCGCUAUCACACAGUCGCACUGACAUCAACUGGCGAAGUCCUCACCUUUGGCCUGAAUGAUCGAGGACAGUUGGGCCGCUCAGGUAUUCUUGGCUCGACAACUCGCUCGUGUGGGUGUGACAGCGGAGGUAAUUGCAACUGCAGCAAUGAUUCAACUUCAAAUAGUAAACCUGGAAGUGCCUGUAUAGGCGGUUCAACGUGUCGUUCAGGUAUAGCAACAAAAGUAUUGUUUGAUGGUAAAAUACUCGGUUUUGAUGACAAAUGCAAGGCGAAAGCUGAGUGUCAAUUAAAUACGAGAGCAGUUGCUGUUGCAGCUGGAAGAUAUUCUUCUGCGGCAGUUUUUGAGGACGGAACUUUAGUAGUAUGGGGACUCAUCGCCUGCGGAACUGCUUCGGAACUUUUAGAGAAGAAUGAAUAUACUGAAUCCAGCGAUAUUCGUUCUAAACUGCUACAUGACCCAAAUUUUGCUGCUUCGCCUAGAAAUAUACGUUUAGAUCCUCCUCCCAAAGAAGGCGUAAAGAUAUUGGACGUUGCUUUAGGUUACGUCCAUUUAGUAGUUCUGACUAGCGAUGGUUCGGUAUACACGUGUGCAACAGGAUUUGAUGGCUACGCUAGUAUUGUUAAGCAGAAAAAUGAGCUUACCUCGGGAUUAGGAAGGAAGAUCGAUUCGGUCGAAGAAGCUCUUAAGCUCCAAAAAGUUUUAUUUCACUCCAGUUCAAAUGAAUUCAUCGAAGUUUCCACUGGCAGGUGCCACGUACUAGCGCGCAAUAAAGCAGGAGAGGUGUAUAGUUGGGGUUGUUCCCGUAAGUCUCUUGGUCGAACUAAUGGUGAACAAGAGGAACCCGGUCGCGUCAAAGGUGCAAUAGAGGAUGAAUAUAUUAGUAGCGUUGCAUCUGGAGAAUAUUUUUCAUUAGUGUCCAGUCUUACUGGUAAAGUAUAUGGUUGGGGUUCAAGCUCAAAUGGCCAAUUAGGCCAAAUAUCCUCACGAGAUGAAGAAAUACCAUUUCCUAUCGAUGAUAUAAAAGGAAAGGUUGUAAGAGUAAGCGCUGGGUAUCAACAUGCAGGAGCAAUUGUCGGAAUAUAA